AUGGCAUCAAAGACCGAUUACCAACUUGCCUCGUUAGCUGCCGGGUUCACCCUCGGUUUCGGAUUCCUGACGGUAUGGGAGGCCAUCAAGCAGACGCGCAGGAAUCGAAACCCCACCCGUAGCGCCUAUAUCUACAUGGUAUGGGGAGAGAUUGUCGCUAAUCUCGCCAUCGGCAUCAUCGGUUGGCUGUUUCUGGACGGAGUCUUGGGGCCGACCUUCGUGGAGAUCAAUAAAUAUUGGGAUCGUAUAUCCAAGGUGCUCAUCUUGCUAGUCGAUGCGGGUCUCAACUGGUAUUUCUUGAGAAUCGUCAAGGUUCGACUCGUGAGCCAGCAUGGCUUGGCAAAAUACAAGCCCCUGGUCGGCUUCAACGCAAAGCUAAUGGUGCUCUCUAUUUGCAUGGAUGUAAUGCUCAUCGGCCUCAUGUCCCUUAAGAAUCAAGUCGUCUUCGUACAAUUCCACCCUGUCGCCUACAUGGUGAAACUCAACAUCGAAAUGAGCAUGGCCUCACUUAUCACACGGUUGGCGGCGGUUCGGCAUAAUGCAGACUUCAGCUCCCUUGCAUACUCCGGGCCCCACCGCUCGCACACUGCCCAGAUUACCGGAAACCGCAAUGACGAUAUGGACCCCGAGUAUUUUCAGGGCGCCAGCAUUGAGCUACGGCGGACGGAUGAAGAACUGGGGAAGAUGCAGGGCGGAAUCUGUCGAAGAUUUGACGUGGAAGUUCGAAUCGACUCGCCAAAGUCGGUGCCAUCAAACGAGGCACGAUCGUAUGAUGAGCCUAGCUCGAGGAGCUUUGGUAAAGUCGACGACGAGGUUACCUUGACGCACUAG
Scedosporium apiospermum is the source of this 831-nucleotide messenger RNA. RefSeq lists its product as uncharacterized. The transcript is spliced from 3 exons. NCBI's taxonomy places the organism in Eukaryota, Fungi, Ascomycota, Sordariomycetes, Microascales, Microascaceae. The record is from RefSeq and is a predicted model, not a curated record. Bases 1 to 831 code for a protein of 276 amino acids.